Molecule: messenger RNA, 967 nt
Organism: Egretta garzetta (little egret)
Lineage: Eukaryota; Metazoa; Chordata; Aves; Pelecaniformes; Ardeidae
Exons: 3
Coding region: 1-810 (269 amino acids)
Source: RefSeq, a predicted model, not a curated record
AUGGUGCGUCAGAAGGGCAUGGUGCGGCAGUUUGCGCAGGCAGUUGGCGUGGGCAGGGCGCGUUCUCUCCUCCUCGCUCUGAGGGUCACUCGAUUAGCACCCAUAGACAUUCCAGGAGAGGAGCAAGCAAUGGUUUCCACUCGUCUGAAAGCCGUUGCCAGAAAGAAUGUAGCAACCCAAACGGAGUCCCCACCUAAACAGAAACAUGCGGCUGUCCAGGUCGUUGGCCACAGGGAGUGCCUGAGCCUGUCGGCUGUACCAGAGAACGGUAAGGACAGUGGCUGUCUCAAGUGUGAGCAGCUGGAUGAUCUGCUCUGCCUGGUGGCAGAGCUGAAAGAGGAGGUGGAAAAGGGAGUGAGAUGGGAGAUCACUAAGAGGGGAUCUAAGAGGAUCACUAAGAGGGAGCCUCACUGGGUCCUUCGCAGCCUUCUUGGGCUUCGUGCUCAGGGGACCAUCCUGGGCUCAGUGUUGCCCAAGGGGAGGAGGGCGCGUGGCCAGGGCCGCAGGGCUGGGGGGGGGAAGCUGGACUGCUGGGGCAGGCAGGCCAGCAGGACCUGUGACGGGGGCUGUGUGUGCCGAGGGCUCACAGGGCUGCGGCUGAGGGACGAGCUCCAAGAGAAGUUCCAGGUCAUCUACAAGGCCCUUCAAGACACGAGGAAUGACAGCAGCCCCUCCAUCUCUACCCUGGCGACAGAAACCCUGCUGAUGCUGGACUCUGCGGCGGAAAAGCCCCCCUCCAGAUUCUCCCAACACACGCUGUGCUACCGGCUCCGGAGGGCGUGGAGGAGGAGGAAGACCCCUGCCCUGUGAGACCGCUGGCUGUGCUGCUGGAGCUGCGUGCCAGAGUGAACCCAGGGUGCUCUGCACGCAGGCACCACCUGAGCAGGGGGACCAGCAGCCCGGGCUGUGCAGGACACCCCGCACCCCGCCUUGUGGCCCCGAGGCCCCAGCCGCUCUGCCGGGCCGC